Molecule: messenger RNA, 945 nt
Organism: Rotaria sordida
Lineage: Eukaryota; Metazoa; Rotifera; Eurotatoria; Philodinida; Philodinidae
Source: the annotation of a GenBank genome assembly
AUGAAUUCAACAUUAUUUAUAACAUCAGUAACAUUCAUUAACAAUUCACUUACAACAAUUGUUGAAUCAUGGUUUAUUCCUCUUAAUAUCUUAUCAAUUAUAUGUACUAUUUUCGUUAUUGGAUUUGCAACAUUCUUUUUAUUUAUUCUUGUUUUUGAUAAAACAUGUCAUACAGUUCCAAUGAUGUUAGUUGCGAAUUCAUGUUUAGCUGAACUUCUAUUAGCAAUUAAUGGACUUUGGAUAGCUGUAUUUACACUUCAAAAUGAUCUUAAACAAAUUCAAUAUCAUGAUUCAUUUUGUGUUUUUCGAGGAUAUAUAAGUUUUAGUUCAUAUGCUUUACAAAAUUGUUCUUAUUUAUUACAAUCCAUCUAUCGAUAUGUUAUUGUUGUUUAUCCAAAUCGUUUAUUUUGGCAAACAGCACGAACACAACUAUUUUUUAUUGUCUUUUCUUGGAUAUUUGCUUUCGUAUAUCCUAUUGUAUUUUUAUUUACUAAUGAAAUCAUAUAUAAUGUUGAUAAUCAAAUAUGUCAAGUAUCUCUUCGACUUUCUUUUUCUGUUAUUUAUACAGCACAAUGUCUCUAUAUAAUUCCUGUCUUAUCAAUUAUAUUUGUUUACUUUCUAUUAAUUCGAUAUGUAAAAGGAAUGAAUAAACGUGUAAUACCUGUCAAUACUUUAUUUCGAGCACAAAGAGAAUUGAAAAUGGUUCGAAGGAUAGUUAUACUUGUAAUGAUUUUAUUUAUAGCUGGUUUUCCUUAUGCAUUAUUUGUUUUCAUUUCAUUGUUUACUUCUCCACCAAAAUAUCAUUUUCGAAUUGCUUAUGCAUUUAUUAAUUUAUUAUUACCAUUUGCAAUGAUCUCUUUGUUUCAAUUUACUGACACACUUAAAGCGUCUGUAAAGAAAAUAUUAAACUAUCGACCAAAUACGAUAAUACCAGCAUUGACAUGA